AUGGAUUCCACGAGGAGCUGGUUUCGAAAAUUCCAAGCUAGAGGGGAUAAGUUGAAGUCAGAUCCAGGAAAGAAGAAAGACGUGGAAAAUGGCAAGGAGCUGCCGAAGCCUCCAAAUGACGAGGCACCUUCGAACGUCACAAAGCAGAAGGUUGCCGCUGCAAAACAAUAUAUUGAGAGCCAUUAUAAAGCUCAAAUGAAGAGCUUGCAGGAUCGAAAAGAGAGGUAGCUAUUGUCAUUUUUUUUCUCAUCACAGGCUUGUGCUCGAAGGAACUUGAUUCCAAAUCUCUCAGGAAGGUUUUUCUUAUGUGAAAUCAUUUGAAUUCGUUGUAGUUAUAGUGAUGAAGGUUCAAUCGAUUUUUACUGUGGAAGAGGACGAAAAAUUGAUUCCAUAUUCUGAGGUAGUUGGAUGCUUAUGUUACUACAGAUCGGCAUAGCUUUCCUAGGAUAUGAAUAUCUGAGUAUCAUGCCUCUGUGAACUGGUGAAGCCAAUGUUCGUAUACAUUCAGCAUUUACAUUAUGAAUCUUUGCGUAGAACAUGUUUUUUAUCAAAGCAAGUGAACAGGUUGGCGAAGGUUAUUUCAUUUUGUUCUCCAGGACUGCUAAUAUUGGCUUCUGUUCGCUCGAUCAACCACUUUGUGUGUUUGAGCAGUGGAAAUAAUACAAAAGCACUUUGCUUUGCUGGAAACAUCAAUGAUGAACAACCUUAAUGUUAGACUAAAGAAAUUGGUAAAUGACUUGUGCAAAGUAUUCCCUGACAAACAUGACUGAUGCAGUUUAUGCUUGAUGCUAAUUAGAGAUAUUAGAAUGCGAAAUUUGAUUUUAAUGUCUUUUUAAAUGCUGCGCUUUCUAAACAUGAAAAUACAUCCAAUAUAAUCCUGAAAAUCUCUGUUUUAAUUACGUUUCCCUAAAUUUUUUUUAUUUUUCUUAAUGUGAUGAAAACAAUUUAGACGCUGGGUCCUGGAAAGGAAGCUUGCUGAUGCUGAAGUCUCUGAGGAAGAGCAGCAUAACCUUCUGAAAUAUCUUGAGAAGAAGGAAACAGAGUAUAUGCGCCUUCAAAGGCAUAAAAUGGGUGUUGAUGACUUUGUUCUGCUAACCAUUAUUGGAAGAGGCGCAUUUGGGGAGGUAUGUCUUUGUUUCUCUGUCAGAUCUGAUACUUUUAUCCCCUUACUCUUUUCAGUAGCUUCGUCUUCAAAAGAAGCUCCAUUAGACAUGAGAAUAGUGUGCCACCUAAACGUUGUGAUGUCCAUUGGUUUAACAAGUUAUUCUGUAGUAAUGGAAUCUAUGAUUGAAACUCUCAUGAGAUACGAUUUUCAUGUUCCUUAUUCUGAUAAUUCUCAUCUCUGGAAUGAAGUGUGUUGUUUCUAUCUCUAUUGUGUCAUUUUGUUUGAGAACUGAUAACCAGAUAAAAAAUUAUUUUAACGAAAAAAGAAAACCCGCAGUAACCAUAAUGCUAAAAUUGGACAAAGUUGCUCUUUCUUGUGGAAAUAGGGUGUCUCCAAAUGUCACAUAGAAAUAACUUCUUGUGGAAUGAGCAUGUGUUGUUUCUUUUGAUUCAUUCUUCUACAUGAAUCCUUUUUUUCAUUUACAAGUGUCUUUUUAGACAGUGAUCGCCUUCCUCCUAAAGUAUUCCCAAUCGCUCAAAUUUGAAUCAAAUUGUGCUUGUAUUCUUAUCAUUAUGGGUAUUUAUGGUUGUUUCAUGCGAUAAAGAGCAUCUAAUUAAGAGUUGGAUUCGUAGUUAUCAGUUUCCUAGUUGUUAGGAAGUUUCCUUGUUUUGUGGUCUUGGUAGUUGUAUGUAAUAAACAGCUAUGAUGCGAAUACUUGUGUUUUUCUUCCGCAUAUCCUCCAAAGGUUUUGCGCCACUCUUCACGACAUGGUAUCAGUACCAUGUUGUAGUCGUUGACUUCCAAAGAAUCUAAAUUUUGUUUCCUUCUUUUUGUCAUAGGCUAGGGUUUAGCUGAGGGUUGCUUGGUUUACGACAACUAGGAGGAUUCAAUUGUUAUGGACUCUUGAUCACAGGGGAGAAGAAUUGACAACAGAAUCAAAAGCAGACAACAAAUAUUGCCACAUGAAGCCCCUAGUUCGUGCCUUCUGUUCUUCUACUCUUUUCCGCUGGAUGUGAGAGAGUAACCAAAGGUUGUCAGGAAUUGUGAGAGAGUAGGCUGAUAUUCCCUACUCUUGUUUGCAAAACAAUGACAGCCCUAGGCUGCUCUCUCACAUUCAAUGUAAAAGUGGUGAAAAAUAAAAGUUACAAAUCAGACAUUGUUGAUUUUUUUCUCCUAUGGUUGAGCACCCAAAUCGAUGAAAUCUUCUUAGUUGUUGUGAACUGAGCAACUAUCAGGUAAACCCUAGGCUAUGGUAAAAGAAAGCGAACAUUAAAUUUUCUAGAAGCCAGUGACUACAACCUAGCUCUGAUACUAUGUCGUGGACAAUGGUGCAAACCCUAAGUGAAUAUCUAGAGGAGAAACAUUACCCGCACUCACAUCAUUGAUGACUGUUAUAAAUAAGCACCAGUGCCACAAAAAAAAAGCUACCUAACUACAAGGGAACCGAUGAAUAAGAACCGAACUCUUAAUUAUACACUCUUUCUCACAAAUUUGAAUCGCAUGUUGCUGGUAUUCUUGCCAUUAUGGCAUUAUGGUUGUUUCUGAUAAUUCCCUUGAUGCUGUUUAAGGGUGUAACAUUUCUCUUUUUGCUAAGUUAGCUUCUUCUUCAGUUGGGUCCUCUUAACCCAACGAGAGGUCUAAUGAUUUUUGUGCCUUUUACUUUCACGUCUGUAUACUUUGUUCAAAAUAUUUACUGUGAAGUUUUUGAGGAAUGAUAAAGUUCAUUCUAAUUUUUCUUCAUAUUUAAGGAAAUUAUUUCACAUUAUAAAUUCAAUUGAACUUCGAAUAUUUUGCAACGUGAAUCUCAUCCUCUUAGGUAGGUACAUUAAAUAAUGAUUGAUUCAUUCCUUGCAGCAUUCCACUCUUGAAGCAUUUACAACUUUCUUGUACUAUGUGAUAGAUUGAGAGAUUGUAUCUUUGUGUAGGUGAGGCUUUGCAGAGAAAAGACCACUGGUCAUGUCUAUGCAAUGAAGAAACUUAAGAAAUCAGAAAUGCUUCGAAGGGGCCAGGUAGUACUGCACCAGGCAACUUCUUACAUGCGAUGUUUUCCUUUUAUUCUUACUUUUCUUAUCCUGCGACCUUUGGAAGGUGGAGCAUGUAAAAGCUGAAAGGAAUCUCCUCGCUGAGGUCGAUAGUCCUUGCAUUGUCAAACUAUACUGCUCUUUCCAAGAUGAUGAGUAUUUAUAUCUCAUCAUGGAAUACCUUCCGGGUGGAGAUAUGAUGACAUUGCUGAUGCGUAAGGAUAUCUUGACAGAAGAUGAGGCUAGGUUUUAUGUCGCCCAAACAGUAUUAGCUAUUGAAUCUAUUCACAAGCAUAACUACAUCCACAGGUACUUAUUCUUCUGUUUUUAGAAUUCAACUUAGGAAUGAUCUCUUGAUGCUCAAUAACAUUGUGCCUAAGUUAUCUGCAUGUUUUUUUUAUCUUUUUUCAGGGACAUUAAGCCGGACAAUUUAUUACUAGAUCGUUAUGGACAUAUGAAGCUUUCUGAUUUUGGAUUAUGCAAACCACUUGAUUGCAGUAGUCUCCCUAAUCUCAGUGAGAAUGAUGCAAUUGGAAGAAAUUACAAGCCUACAUUGCAAAGUGAUAGGCAGCCAAUCUCAUCCGCUAUACCAAGGCGUACACAGCAGGAACAACUAAUGCAUUGGCAGAAGAACCGAAGAACAUUGGUAGGUUGUGUAAUGACAGUUUGUCUCUUAAGCACUUCGAAUUUUGUCUUGUUUUUCUUAUUGUUGUAUUUAUGCAUAGCUUCGCAUUGGAGGGAAUCUUUGACAUGUAUGAAUUACGACACACAGGUCUACUUGAGGAUCCACCUUUUUACGGAGACCUAAUUUUUGUUCCCUUAAAUUAGAGAACUCGUUGAUGAUGUGUUGUAUGUCCCUGGAUUUUAUCAAACAAUUGUCACGUAUGACAUCAACACUGACAAUUCUAAAUUUUUUUGGUAUAAUUUAAUUUUAUGCAUCUGAAUAAUUGCUAUGCUGUUGUUUUGUGGUGAAUUCGAUCUUUUCCUUGUCGCUAUCUCGUUUCAAUGUCCUCUGAUAGUUUAUUUAUUUUUUAUGUUGUUUAUAUAGUCUGUCAUUUUUAAAAGAAUAUUGUUGUUACUUGAAAACUAAGCUAAAAUGAUCCCAAUGUAGGCGUAUUCAACUGUUGGUACCCCUGAUUAUAUUGCCCCAGAAGUAUUGCUGAAGAAGGGAUAUGGGAUGGAGUGUGAUUGGUCAGUAAUAACAUAUAUUGUACGGUAAUUUUUUUUUGGAAUGUGUGUUUAUUAUUUUCCUUUUUAGGUGGUCCCUUGGGGCAAUCAUGUUCGAGAUGCUCGUUGGCUAUCCACCCUUCUAUUCAGAGGAUCCAAUGUCAACCUGCAGAAAGGUACACCCGUCGGCGCAUGCAAUCUUUUGCUUUUCAUAAUGGGUAAACUUUGUGAAAUUUUUAGCUAUCCUGGCAUUUGAUUAUUUGAUGAGUUGUUCACAAAUCGUCGGGGUGAUGACACAUUUGGUCUAUCAAUCGUACAAUUGCAUGGAUUCAGUAGAAAUGGCAACAUAAAAGGUUCAAUUGCCCAGGAGCGUUCUGUUACAAAUCGUACCCCACAAGUAUUACGAGUUCUUCUCCAGAACAAAGUCUGUGGUAGUUAUAUGCUAAUGUUAUGUUCUACCCAAUGUCUGAGUGCCAAUCUGUGUAGUCACUGACAUGUCUAAGACGAGAAACUUUAGACCUGCUUGUGUAGGUGGCCUAAGUGGGCCCUCUAAAGCUUUGUGCUUAAGCUCCAACUCAUGCAGCCGGCAAUAGUUAAUGUUAAAUUUAUUACUCUUAUUUUAAUUGGAUAUGAGCUAGAAGUUUUUUUUUCAUUUUCAGAAAUGCAACAACUUUCUUAGGAACUUCAGUGGCGGUCUCUGACAUCACACUAUAAUCUUCUAUAGCACUUCACUUUGAUAUUUUUUCUCGAAUAGAGUCUGAAAGGAGAUAACCUUUGUCUUCUUAAAUUUCAGUUUUCUUGAUGACCAUUUUCCCACGCAUUUACUACAAUGACAAUUUUAAGGGAAUAUAUGGAUAUCUUGGAGAAGCGAUUGUGAUAAGUGGACCAUCAAAUAUAUAUUAUCUUGUGUGUCAAGUGAUGUUUGCACUCUCUGAUCUGUUAUAGCUUGAUCUUGUCCGUCAACAAGUUAAAAAACGUUUUGCCCUUCUGCCUCCUUUAUUUCUCAUGCUUUUACUCUUCGUAUUUAACUUGUGUUCUUAAGUAUAUGGACGUAUUGGGCAAGAUGUGAGGAGAAGUACCGAGCCUGAUCCAUUCAGUCGCCAUCCACUUAUAAAGCGUUCUUCCUGGUUUAUAGCCUGAGAAAAUAUAGGCAACUACCAGUUCAAAGUUUUCCUCGUUGUGUGUCAAUGUGUGAUCAACAACUAUGCAUUUUAUGGUCCCAUAGACUAUAGGUUGUCUCUUAAUGAGAUUUAUGUGCACUCGGUGUUGAAAGGAUUGAUGAUAUGUCAGUCUAGCAUUUGGAUUCCUACAGUCUCUGCCUUUUUUCGUGCUUAAUGUUAUCCUAUUGGUGGAAAUUUGAGAGAACAAAAAUAGUAAAACGGAAGCUCUCGUGGAUGAGUGAUUAAAUGGUGGAUGUGUUACUACUAGUCAGUUAUUGAAUCCUGCAACAAAUAGACCUUCUCAUGCCUUGCUCGUACCUAUUUAAGGUAGUUUUCUAGGGCCGCUUGAGUUGUUCAAAAACUGAUCGAGCUUUAUCCGUUCAACUGAUCACAAAUGGAUAAAAAUGCCCACAAUUAGCCAUGAAAUCUGUUUGUGGCUAUGCAAUUAGGAUUAUUUUUUUGGACUGAAUUUUUGACAGAUUUUUCUGAUACAAUAUCAUGUCUUUUCACAACAGUCUAGUCCAGUUCUCUAGUUGACCAUCUGCCUGUUGUUAUAAUUUAUGCCUGUCAUGGUCGAAUAAGCUAUACACUACAGAUCUUGUCAAAUAUGUCGGAGAAAACCACCAUAGUUUCGCACAAGACCUAGUUAAAAUGCCAAUAUCCGUUUGCUAGCUUAAGAUCCAACACAGUGUUCUAGAAAUUUUGCACAAAUCUUUAGCUUUUAACGAAUUAUUUGCUGCUACUUAAAUGACAAGGAGUUGAGCUUAUACAUAAGCUGCUGUUGUUUUCCUUGUAAAUUUUGAUGGAGAAAAUAUCUGGUACCUUGGUUUUUUGCCGAAUUUCAGCUUGUACCUGCUCUCAGUUGGAUAAUUUUUUUAUUACACUCUUCAUAAUCCAGUGACGAUUUUAUUUCAGCUACAUGAAAGAAUAAUAAUAAUAAUGAUAAUAAUAAUAAUAAUAACUAAUGAUACCCUACCACUUUGUACGACUGUUCUUGGGCUUGGGUCAGCCUCUUGAUUCACUUCAUGUUAUUGAUAUCACCAAAGUUUGAGACCUUGGAACUGUACCAACACAGAGUGACUUUGAAUGGCCAAGUUUGACUCAUUUGUGUCAUGAGGAAGACUUUGGAAGACUUUGACUCUUCUACGUGGUCUUUUUUGACUUAUUGCCCCUGAUAUGUAUGUAGAUUGUGAACUGGAGAACCCAUUUGAAAUUCCCCGAAGAGGCAAAGCUCUCUGCUGAAGCCAAAGACCUCAUCUGCCGACUUCUGUGUAACGUGGAACAGAGACUUGGAACGAAGGGAGCUCAUGAGAUAAAGGUUCUUCCCCCCCCCUAAAAUCCAGAUAUGCCUGUGUUCUCUCUCAAAGGGUUGACCAAUGAAACGCCGGAGGUGGAAAAUGGGGUGUUCAUCUCGUUGACUUUUUACAGGCGCAUCCAUGGUUCCAAGGCGUUCAGUGGCACAAACUGUACCAGAUGGAGGCUGCGUUCAUCCCUCAGGUCAACAAUGAGCUGGACACCCAGAAUUUUGAGAAAUUCGAGGAGGUUCGUGUUUUCUCUCUCCACUCUUUGAAUCUCGAGAUUUCUCAGGAGUAUGAUGAAUGGGAAGGGCCCCGGUGACUUUCUUGAAAGAGAAAAAAAACGGGCCGGGUAGAUUGUAGCUCAUUUGGGCGAGAAUAUUAUUUGGUUUCUGAUUUUACUAUUACUAUUAUUAAUUUUUUGGGUAGAACCAAGGGAGGAUCCUUUGAUUAGGGUUCUUGGGCUUUAUAGUCUUCGUCUAAAUUGAUGUUUUUUUCCAACUCUAGAGAGAGAGAGAGAGAGUUUUGCAUAUUUCACCAAAAAAUAAUAUUUCUGCUGACGGCUUUUAGGUUUAUAUUUGAAUAGAAUAUUAUUUGAUUUCUGAUUUAUUUAUUUUUCUUUUUUUUUUUGGGGUAGAACAAAUGGAGGAUCUUUUGAUUAGGGUUCUUGGGCUUUAAAGUUUAGGUCUAAAUUAAUGUUUUUUUCUUCCAACUCUAGUGAGAGAGAGAGAGAGAGAGAGUCUCGAACAUUUCACCAAAAAAUGAUAUUUCUACGGACGGAUUUUAGUUUAUAUUUUAUUUAAUUGUUUUAUCUGCUGGGUUCCACGAAAUCAGAAAGAAACUGGAGUGAGUAUGCAGAGUUAUUCUAUGCAGUAUGUCUGUCAUAUUCUGACGCCAAUGCAUGUGGUUAACUCUAGGCUGAGGCCCCAAUGCAGACACCGUCGAAAUCUGGCCCUUGGAGAAAGGUACCCGCCGCCGCACAGACCUCGACUCUCUCUCUCUCUCUCUCUCUCUCUCUCUCUCUCUCUCUCUCUCUCUCUCUCUCUCUCUCUCUUGAUGUGGCUGAUUUCUGAUGAUCCGAACGAACCUCUUCGUCUGUACCAGUUUCCUUCCUAGAACAAGCAGCUUCUUUUCUCUGUGGUCGGAUCACUUCACCUCACCUCACCCCCUUCUUUCUUCCCUUGCAGAUGCUCUCGUCCAAGGAUGUCAACUUCGUCGGCUACACGUACAAGAACUUCGAGAUCGUCAAUGAUCAUCAAGUUCCUGGCAUCGGUCUCUCUCUCUCUCUCUCUCUCUAUCUCCUGCUUCUCUCUGUCCCUCUCUCUCUAUCUCCUGCUUCUCUCUGUCUCUCUCUAUCUAUAUAUCUCUUCUCUCACUCUCUCUCUCUCUCUCUCCUCUCUCUCUCUGUGGCUAACCCGGGAUUAUUUUUCUGUACUGUGCAGCGGAGCUGAAGAAGAAGAACAACAAGCCGAAGAGGCCGUCGAUCAAAUCGCUCUUCGGUAUGCAGAGCCUGCUCCUCCUGCUGCAGGACCACCCCCCAUUUUCUCUCUCUCUCUCUCUCUCUCUCUCUCUCUCUCGCUAAGAAUUUUCGCCAUAUUCAUCCUCGUUCUCUCUCUAGAGUCGGAGCCGAGGGAUCAGCCGGUGGUCCAAGGGAGCUUCCUCAACAUGCUGCCGAGUCGGCUUGAAGUCCCCGAGGUCCCUAAUCGGCCCACCCACUCGAGCGGUAGGCCUACCCACUCGAGCGGGAGGCCCCCCAUGCAGCCACCGCUGCCGCCGGCACCGACCGCCGCCCGGAGAAGAUGA
Spirodela intermedia is the source of this 8551-nucleotide messenger RNA. The record is from the annotation of a GenBank genome assembly. Lineage: Eukaryota; Viridiplantae; Streptophyta; Magnoliopsida; Alismatales; Araceae.